UCGCUUCAUUUAUAUUCGCAAUCGUUGUCGCCGAUUUUUAUAGCCAUUGCAGCCGUUGUUUGUAAUGCUUCUCAUUCAGGCUGUUGCUGCUGCUGCUGCUGUUGCUAUUCGCUUACGAUCAUAUUUUUGCGUUCGUUCUACGGCGUUGAACAGCUCGAAUAGGUGCAAAUGGUGAAUGUUGAAUGUGAAUUGGUCGGUCGUUGAUUUCACAUUCUCAUAAGAAUUUGACGGAAUACUUUGUUUGGCUCCUUUUCAGCCAUUUAUACACACACACACACACACACACACUAUUUUUUUUCCUUCAAUUUUCUAUUGGUUGCUCAGGGAAAGAAAAGAAAUAGCGCUGCCAUAAUCCGGUCUGUGUUUUUUUUUCGCACUAUAAACGAGAGGAGCGCACAGAAAAAAAGGUGUUAUCAUCAGCGUACGACGGACGUACGGCAUAAACUGUACGUUUACCACCUGCAUUGAGUUUUUUUUGCAUCUUUUGCAAAACAAGUCCAUAAAUUAAAUAACUUCGGCUGAAUGUGUGUUUGUGCGCGAGGCUCGCAAUGCAAGCGCACACACCCACCGAAAUUCAUGAAAUUAAUUUUUGUUAACGAAUUGCAUACGUGCGCUUCAAGCUAAGCAACUAAAUGGAAAAAGAAGAAGCUCGAAAUGAACAGAAAAUAAAAAAAAUAAUAAAAUACUCGACGAUUUUGUCUGGUUUGGUCAACAUAUUUUGCAGUGUGUGUGUGCGCGCUUAUGUAUAAGCCGAACUGUAAAAACUGGUUACUCAAAAUGUGUUUGUGCGCCUUUUUUGUGGAUAUUUCUUUAUCUGUUUCAUUUAGCUUGUGUGUUAAAGUCGUUGAAGAAGUGAAAUUACCGCCAGAAGAACACACCACAAUAUUUUCGAACGUCGAUUGAACGAAUCGCCCGUCAGCAACGAUAAAAUAACUAAAAUGAAUUAAGCGUCAGCGCUUUUGUGUUUAUCUCAUCGAACCCCUCGAUCCAGUCUAUAUCAUCACUCAAUCGAAAUGUCAUCGUUGCAAUCAAAUGCAAAUCUCAACCGAUUUGUGUGAUUGCUGACAAGCCGACAAAAUAUCAAAUAUUUAUUUGUUUCGAUUUGCUUCGUUGACUUAUUAACUGGUUUCUAAUUAACUAUGCAAUCUCUUGACCAAAAUGAUAGACAGUUUACACAAUUGAUGUAUAUAUACACAGCGGUGAUUGAAACAUAACGACACGAAAAUAUGUGAAAUCGUUAAAAUGAUUUUGAAUUGAAAAUUUGAGUAAAUAAAAAAAGUUCGUCGUUGUGACUAGAAGAAGAAAGAGAAAAGGACAGAACAAUUUCAAGUGACAUUUUUUUUUCGGUUGUUUUGAAUUCAAUGCGAACACAUACGACUCAGAAAUUCAAAAAUGAUUAGCAGUAUCAGUCCGAGCAGCGGUGUUGAUAGCUAUUCUCGGUACGUGCAGUUCAAUAAUAACGGGUACUUAAUUGACGAGACCCUAAAUUCGGUGCAAAGUGAUCGCUUGCAACGCGUUACAAAGCAAAUCACUGAACUCGGAAACAAAAUGGGCGCAAGUGAUGUUGAUGUCAACUAUUCGAUUGGCACUGAAUCGAUCGCUACGCGAAAUAAUUGGUGUUCAGAUGCAUCACAGAAAAUGACAAAUGGUGUGCGAUUGAGCACAAGUGCCGACGAUUCGGAUUCGAGUGAAUCAUUUAAAACGGGCACCGAUCAAUUGCAAGCAACCGCAUGCGGAAAAAGUGACGAGGAAAAACCGAUGCCCGAUCAUCAUGCACGUCGGCCGAUGAAUGCAUUCUUGAUUUUUUGCAAACGACACCGUGGCAUCGUGCGUGAGCGCUAUCCAAAUUUGGAGAAUCGCGCAAUCACCAAAAUUCUGGGCGAUUGGUGGGCCAAUUUGAACGUGACCGAGAAGAGCAGCUACACCAAUUUGGCAAAAGAAUACAAAGACGCAUUUUUCAAUGCAAAUCCGGAUUUCAAAUGGUAUAAAUUGCCAGCGCCGCCACUCCGUACCGGCUAUCAACGAAUGGCCAGCGAUCGUCACAGCAGCUUCUCCGAACCGUACAAUUUUUCCGAUUUUGAUCUGCAACCACCAAAGAUCAAAUGCAAGCGUUACGAAGGUUCCGGUGUUGGCACAUUUUUUAAGCUCGCAGACGAAGCACAAAUGGGUAGCUUGAGCAGUUUAAUGGUAUCCAGCGAAAUAAACGGAAAGUGCGCAAACAACAACAACAAAUUCAUGGCAAACAACAUGGAAGUUGAUGAGGAGAAAGACGAUGAAAAGGAUGGUGACAUUUCCGAUUCAAAGGACGAGCUGCAUCGCGUGUUGGGCGAAACCAACUCAUUUCUCCAGAACACAAUGAAAGGGUACGAACAUCUGGAUGAGUAUCCAUUCGAAAACAAUGCAACAAACAAUGACAUUCCACAAAAAUUGUUGCACAGCCAAAUGAGCAGCAGCAGCCCUGAAAUGAAGCAUUUUGAACUGGAUUCACCAGAUGACGAUCACAAUCCGUACGACUCGGUGUUUGGAUCAAAGAAAUCGUCACGUGCAUGCAAGGGCAAGCGUUACAUGGAAUUCAUGAACGCUCAAAAGUUGAAUCCGAUCGGUAAGCGAACCAAGCCACGUACAACAUCAACGUCAUCAUCGACAUCAUUGUCACCGACGCAGCCGUUGCAUGUGCGCUCGCUCAAAAAAUCGCUGAGCUGUUCUCAAGCCGUCCAGAAACUCGAUUACGAUACAUUCGAUCAUUUGUAUGCGAAUAACAGCGCAACCAUUUUGUCAUCGACUACAGCCAUAAAGAAUGAGACUGAGGCCGUUGAUAAAUCGGCUGCAAACAAGAAUGAAAUGUUGGUGUCGCCGAGCGAUAGCCGCAAAUUUGAUGUGACCGAAUUUGAGCUAGAGCAAAAGAUCAACGCACUAACCGCGCAUAAUCUCGAUGAAUAUUUGGUUCGCAAACAGGACACCAAAAAGAAGAAGAAACCAAGCGACAAGCGCUCAGGCGGUGGAUAUCGAAAAGUGCAUAAAGUUGGUAAGGCCAAAGUCAAAUCAUUGCCGGCUGUGCAUGCCAUUGUCGCACCAAAAACAUUUGAAGAGGCACGGCUUGCAAUGGUUGGCAGCCAAAAACGAAAAGCGCGCAAGGAGAGCAUCACACGGCGCGAUGUUCAACAAGUCACCGCAAUUGUACAAAGCUAUUCGCCAACGCUGGAUCCUCAUUUUGUGCCGAUGUUGACGACACCAUUCGGUAGCAAUGCAUCAUCGAGCAAUACAAUUCGAUGCGGAAAUUCGGGUCUCCUAAUGCUGGCCACAAUGGCCGAAGUGGCUGCUGCCAAUUACGCCGUUUAGCUUGCGUGCAGUGUGCUGGCCGCAAUCGAAAUGCUCAAAAAACCGAAAUUCAUGUGAAAAGAAAAACAAAGAAACCUCAUCAUCAAGCCUCGACUCCAUCAUGUGUCAAAAAAAUGUUGUUGCAAACAACAAAUCGAUAGAGUAAACGUUAUUAUAGAAAAUAUAGAGUAGUUGUUAAGCAUUCAUGUCGUGUUGUAGGCUCACACCAAUAUUCGAAUGUGUCGAAAGUACAAAGAAAACUUUGUCUCGUCGACAACCUCUGUUUAUGACUAUUUUCGGAAAAAAUGUCUUCUCUUUUCUACUUUCACAAAAGAAUGUGCCUACAAAAUUAAGUAAAAAAUCAUAUAGAAAAUGUAUCCACAAAACCAAAUCAAUAGGUCUGCAAUGUGCGCAAAUAAGUUACAAUUCUGACGAACAAUGAAAGCAAUGAACAGUUGUUAACAAAUACCUCUAAUUCAUCAAGCCUUCUAUCCUAUGUCAUUGCAGAGCAAUAGCAAUAUUUUAUAAAUCUCUGCAUUCAUUUCCCAUUUCGAUGCAUAUAUAUGCUAUUCUCUCCCAAAUAAAUAUUACUUCAUUCAAAUCAGUUAGUCUUGUGCUUGUUCCGAACUAAAAGCAACGCGCAAGUCUCAGCAUCGCUUCACCAUUGUCUUGUUUGUUUUUUUCUUUGUUUUUGAAUUUAUAUUUAUUUAUUGAUUUCAUCCAAAUGAAACACGGUUUUUUCUUUCUUCUUCUUCUUUAGUUUAUUGUUUGUUACAUGAAAACAUUACAUUGAGUAUAAUUACAUAGCUAGAAUUUAAGUUGAUUUACCCAAUUCUAUAACAUAAUCACAACGAGAGUGCCUUAUCGAAUGAAAUAAAAAGACACGUCACAUAUAUUUGUAGAGAGUUAAGUGAUCAAAAUACAUUUAUAACUUUUAAAAUUGUUACAACAAUACCAAUCACUUUCCAGUUUUGAAUCGAUGAAAAUAUAAUUUUUUUUUCAAAUGCAUUUACCAGACA
Messenger RNA from Sitodiplosis mosellana (orange wheat blossom midge), 4337 nucleotides. RefSeq lists its product as uncharacterized. Gene Ontology annotation, molecular function: RNA polymerase II transcription regulatory region sequence-specific DNA binding; DNA-binding transcription factor activity, RNA polymerase II-specific. Bases 1393 to 3339 code for a protein of 648 amino acids. Lineage: Eukaryota; Metazoa; Arthropoda; Insecta; Diptera; Cecidomyiidae. The record is from RefSeq and is a predicted model, not a curated record. Gene Ontology annotation, biological process: regulation of transcription by RNA polymerase II. Gene Ontology annotation, cellular component: nucleus. The transcript is spliced from 5 exons.